Molecule: messenger RNA, 531 nt
Organism: Parnassius apollo (apollo)
Lineage: Eukaryota; Metazoa; Arthropoda; Insecta; Lepidoptera; Papilionidae
Source: the annotation of a GenBank genome assembly
UUGUUGGAUGUGGGUACUACGUUCGGCGACAGUGGGCCGAUGGGCUUGUCGCACGAGUUAUCAACAGCUGAUGUACCGUUACAAACAACUGACGUACAGACAGAGACGGAAAAGAUAGCUAUCGCACAAGUAGCUAGUCGUGCUCGUGAUAGUGUCGAUGCACUCGCACCUGUGUCAGAUAUGCAUAAGGCUGACCUCUUUACAUCUGGAGGCGUGACUGCUUAUAACGGUGCGGAUGGGCGGCAAUCAUUCAGCGCAGGAGGUGCUAAAACAACUCCAAUUCCAAUGCAGAACUCACCGAGUAAAAGCAGGAUGAAUGAUGACAAAACAAUUGUAGUGAAUAAGUUCUCUAACAAUAAUAACGCAAUAAAAGAUACAUCUUGUGAUGGUAAUUUUCAGUCUUCGCUAACUAUGGCCGAAAUAUUGAAAAAAGGUGAAGCUUGGAAAAAUGAAGAACCGCCAGAGGCCUGGAUAAAAGUUCAAAAGCGCAGAUUGCGUAACCGUUUUAUAGGAGUUUAUGAAUUGUUGUAA